Molecule: messenger RNA, 1542 nt
Organism: Verticillium dahliae VdLs.17
Lineage: Eukaryota; Fungi; Ascomycota; Sordariomycetes; Glomerellales; Plectosphaerellaceae
Exons: 2
Coding region: 1-1230 (409 amino acids)
Source: RefSeq, a predicted model, not a curated record
AUGGCAGAGCCAAUUGGAUUGGCGUCGGGCGUGCUAGCCCUAUCGCUCUUUCCCUUCAAGUCCGGCAGGAAGCUCUUCCACACGAUCCAGACUUUCGGCUCCCUCCCUCGCCAAGUCCGGGAGCUACUGACGGAGCUUGAGGGCUUGACUUUGGUUUUGCAGAAAAUCUCUGAGAUGGGCGAUCUCGAUUCAGAUGUCGACCUUUCGGCCCUCAGACUCGCGCUAGAACAGUGCAAGCAAGCCUGCGAUGACGUUGAAGCUGAGCUGCUGACGUACUGCUCGCGGUCUGGCCUUCGCGAACCUGUAAGUGCUCUCCAUUUUGCCUUCCUGGUCUUCCUGAUCCUUGCUAAUCGCGCAUCUGCCACAACCGCCGAGGCCAUCCAGGCCUGUCGGGACUUGGUCGCAACCACCACUGUCGAUUUGGAGGCUCAUUUACAGAGUAUAGUGCAGAAGUUGGAAGUCCUGGCAAAUCGUACCGUUGUUAGCUCGGAUUCGGGUGAGGACGUUCGUCAACGCGUAGAAGAAGAACGACUGAGCACGGAAAAGGGCAUCCAGUUCUGCGCCGUGCUUUCUCAGCAGAUUGAACAGCUCCAUAUCGACUUCUUCGGGGGCAACCAAGGUGCUCCGAGCAUCCGAGACCACAUUUCAGCCUCCAAGAUGCUUCUCGGCAACGGACUAGAGGCUUGCAGGGACCACAUGCGCAUCACCCUGGACCAACUCGAAAAGCAUCAGAGAACUAUCACCAAGCGUCUGGGCACCGGCCCGACGGCAAUGCACUCGGCGGAAGACCGCGCACUGCUCGACAGACUCUACAGUGAAGCCAAUACUCUGAGGCACUGCCUGGGGUUCUGUUCGGAUGUCGAUACCGUCUUGGAGUCGCAAAUCAGCAACAUCGAAAAUCACGCGGAAGGCGAUGACACGAUCCAGUUCAUGGUUUCCACGAAUGGCAAGCCGCUAAACGGCACAAACCGAGGCAUUGGUCAAACGCUGAAGCAGGCUGGUGAGCAAUUCGGCGAGACAUCCCUUCAACAGUUGUCCCAAGACUUCAAAAGCAUCGCUCUUCAUCAGAGUGGAGUUGGGAGGCGCAGCAAUAAGCCUACAGCUCCGAAGUCGGAUCAUGAGCCUACAGUUGCUAGUCCUACGACACCGUUCGGCGACCGACAUGGGCCAGGCUUCACACUCGCGAAGCCCCUGGCCGGAUCUGUGCCUUCUGGUUCGAUAGGUGUCUGAGUAACGCUGUUAUCUUGGCUCUCUCGACUGACAGGUUGAGCAUACCGUUGUAUGGAAGAAGCGACUUGAGAGGUCUGCUGCACAUAAGGAGAGCGCGGUUGCAAUUAUGUAUUUUGUACACUACGGGCUAUCUUCAGAUCUGCGUAUUGAGCAAGCUCAGUCCAUCGCCUGCCUUCGAGGUGACGUGGGAAAGGUUGGUAGGAACAGUAGUAAAGCUGACCAUUCCUUUCAAAAUUAUCAGCUGCUUCCAUUUCUGCUCAUCAGUCUCAACGGAUCGGGCAAAUUAAAAAUAGAUUCCGCCUUUAAGGAUCG